AUGCCAUCGAAGGCCACAGCCACCUUCCCCCACCUAAGUGAGGAAGUGUCUGCUGGUUGCCAGCCGACCUGGCAGAGAUGUGCGUUUUUUCUGGGAAAGCCCGUCCGUGGUUUCACUCCAGCCAGCACAACCCUGCAGAAAUGGCCCCGGGGAUGGGGGUGGGGGUGUCUGUCCCUGUCGUCGGGCCCCCUUGAGGUCGCUGGGGGGCGCUGCAGAGCAGCGACCCCGGAAAGCCGCCGCCGCGCAGCCCCUACUGCGGUUUGCGUCACUCCCUCGGAAACGGAAGUGUGGGUGCCUGUUUUGUUACUAUGGCAACAAAGGGAAGGGAGCCGCGGACCUCGGAGGGCCCAGCCCUUUAAACAAGGGCGAGUUUCAAGCACCUUGUCCUCGCUAACUGGGCCUCGCUCAGGCAGGGGAGAAGUCACCCUCCGAAAGUCCGCGGUGACGCAGAGGAAGGCAGGGGAGACAGUCAGUGGCUGGUCACCACUGACUCACGGCCGCAGACCUCGGAGCAGGAAGGAGCUGCAAGGAGCAGCCGGUGGGACCCCCCACGUUACCGGAGCUACAACCUCUACCCACGUUAGGGUGAAGGAUCUAGAGGCUGCCGCUGGAACUACUGAGCCCAUGAAUACACUGCUGUUGCUGUACUCAAGAAAUGUGGAGGUUGGGAUCAGGAAACUUGACCAGCAAGCCAGGAGAAGAUGGCUGAGAACCUCCAGCUACUUCUCUCUUCUGAGACUGGCACAAUCAGGAAGUUGCACAUCCACAACUAAAAAGGAGUCUGGGAGAUGUAGUUUUAAGCUUUCUAGCCUCCGAAACACAGAAAGGCACCACAGGAAGAGAAUACACAUCCAGUACAACGCGCUGUAACAACAAGCAAGUUUCAAGUAAAAACAAACUUGAACUAAGAGCACGAAGGGC
Messenger RNA from Suricata suricatta (meerkat), 921 nucleotides. RefSeq lists its product as uncharacterized. The record is from RefSeq and is a predicted model, not a curated record. The coding region runs from base 1 to 870 and encodes 289 amino acids. NCBI's taxonomy places the organism in Eukaryota, Metazoa, Chordata, Mammalia, Carnivora, Herpestidae. The transcript has 4 exons.